Molecule: messenger RNA, 1341 nt
Organism: Myzus persicae (green peach aphid)
Lineage: Eukaryota; Metazoa; Arthropoda; Insecta; Hemiptera; Aphididae
Product: embryonic stem cell-specific 5-hydroxymethylcytosine-binding protein
Exons: 7
Coding region: 330-1253 (307 amino acids)
Biological process (GO): DNA damage response
Molecular function (GO): single-stranded DNA binding
Source: RefSeq, a predicted model, not a curated record
UGUGAGGCAUUUACAAUUAUAGCACCCCGCAUUUAAGAGGUCUAGUUACGCCUAUGGGUGUCUGCCAUCUAGAGAGAUAAGAAUACUUUUAUGUGUUUUAUUUAUACCACAGAUAUGUAUACAAAUCUGUGAUUUAUACUUGUAGCCUUAUCUAUCCCAAUGGAGUCUGACUCUGGCAGUGAAAUAGUGAAUAGGAUGGCUGAUAUGUAAUCCAAAAUCCCAACAAAUUAAGAAAAUGCAGAUUGAGGUAAGUAGUUAGUAUUACCUAUACGGUGAAAAUUGUACCAAUUAUUUUGUGUUGGAAUUGAAGAGUUGAAUGUGAAAAGAAAAUGUGCGGCCGAACUGCUUGUAACUUGAAACAUGAAACUUAUUGCAAAGCGACGACCUACAAAAAUCGUAAGGACACAUUGUAUUGUCAACCGGAAUGGCAUGAUGAAAUGAAUGGUAACUUUGAAUUUAAGCGGUCCAACAACAUAGCACCUACUGAUGUAACUCCAAUUCUUGUUUCUGGUGAAGAAUUUGUAGGCUACCCUUCUAGAAUAUUAACACCUAUGGUAUGGGGUAUGAUACCUCCCUGGCAUAAGGGAAAUUUUAACAAUCAUGGAUUAAGUACAAACAAUUGUAGAAUAGAAAAUGUAACCACUUCAAAACUGUACAGUGAACCGUUGACUAAAGGAAGAAGAUGUAUUGUAAUUUGUGAAGGUUUCUACGAAUGGAAAACUACAGAAGGACCUGGAAAGAAAAAGCCUCACUUUAUACACAUGCCUCAAAAAAAUGGAGUUUCAGUUUAUGAUAUAAAUGCUUGGGAAUCAGCUCUAUGGACAGAGCAAUCUGGGUGGAAUGGACCAUCUCUACUUCAAUUAGCUGGUAUUUACAAUAAAUGGAAGUCACCAAAUGGAGAAGAAGUGUAUAGCUAUUCAAUUAUCACAAUGGAAUCAAGCAAGACAUUUUCUCAACUUCAUCAUCGAAUUCCUGCAGUCUUAGAGAAUGAACAACUUAUAGAGGAUUGGUUAGAUACCAGAAGGGUGUCUGCAAGUCGAGCCAUCUCAAUGCUUUGUCCUAUUGAUAAUCUGAAGUGGUAUGAAGUGUCAAGCGUAGUUAACAAUUCGCGUAACAAGAGCGAAGAUUGCAAUAAGCCGAUUACAAAAAUAGUGAACAAAAGCAGCACUUUUAUGACAUCUUGGUUAUCAGGAAAAAAUAAAAGAAGUGAUAGUAAUGAUGAAGAUCAAAUGAAGAAAAAACAAAAAAAUUAAUAUUCAGUAUUGCAAAAUUUCAAUUGAUGUACAUAACAUAAUAUAUUUAUAAGAAUAAUAUUUUCAAAAUAAAAGAUUUAAUAUUUAA